Messenger RNA from Closterium sp. NIES-65, 1547 nucleotides. The record is from the annotation of a GenBank genome assembly. NCBI's taxonomy places the organism in Eukaryota, Viridiplantae, Streptophyta, Zygnematophyceae, Desmidiales, Closteriaceae.
AGCGUAGUGGUGGGACCAGGAGUGCACCCACCAGCACAGCCACUAGUGCGGUCACCAGUGCGGUUACCAGUAGUGUAACAGAGGCAGUUCCCCCCAGUAAUGAUGCGAUGGCAGCUGGGGUUACACCUGCAGAGCCCACUUCGUCAGCAGCAGCAGCAGCAGCGGCGGCGGCGGCGGCGGCAGCAGCAGGGGUGGCAGUGGUGGCAGCGGCGCCAGCAGCAGGGGGAGGGGCGGGCCCCUCUGUUCGGACUGUAGUGGCGCCCACAGCACUAAGAGUGGCACUUAGUGCCAUGUUUGCCGACUCUGAGUUCUUCCAACAGUCUCAGAUGAAUGAUGCUUCAGAGGUUCUCCCAGUCAUCUUCGACUGCCUCCACCGAGCCUUCGCCGAACCUGCCUCCGAACCUGCAGGUGGGGCAUCUGGUUCGGCAUCAGAAGGAGCUUCCAGUGUCAAAUCCACAGCUGUCAACUUUUCGACAGAUCAUUCUUUUAUUGACCCGGGCAGCAGUGCAGCCAAUCAGAAGCAGGCAGGAAGCUGGGACUGUCCAGCCUCAACAGCAGCUUGGGACCGAGCCUACCUCGCAGCUUCGGCAGACAGCUCAGGCCUGGGUGCUGGGCCUGUGCCUAACCAGACCACAGCUCCAGGGCAGAGACACGAUGUAGGCUCGGCAGCAGGCUCGGGGACAGCCUCGGGGAGUGGGGCAGCUGCUGUGUCUGCUUCUCCCCUCUCCUAUGGUGCUGUUGUUGCCAGAGGGAAGGGCGGAGCCAACACUACUGCAGCUUCUGCCGCUGCUGCAGCUGGGAAUGCUAGGAAACCCGGUGGGGGUUUAGGAUCAAGUGGUAGAUUAGGGGACAGUGUAGCAACAGGAGUAGGAGCAGGAGGAGCAGGAGGAGCAGGAGGGGAAGCAGGUGCAGGUGUGGGUGCAGCAGCAGAGGCGGCAGGGGAGGCGGCAGCGGCGGCGUGCAUAGCGCACGGGCUGUUUGGGCUGGAUGUGACUGAGAUGAUGCAGUGCUCUCGCUGCGGCCUGCAGUCCCGCCAGAUGCGCUACUCCUCCUUCUUCCACCACACCAACGCCACUGCUCUCAGAUUAUCCAAGCUGGGCAACCCUAAUUGUCGAAUGGACGAGCUAUUGGCGGGCAUGGAGCAGCAUCACCUGCUGCCGUGCGACAUGGAGGUGGGGGGAUGUGGGCACCCCAACGCCAUUCAGCACGUGCUGCGCCGCGCUCCACCCAUCUUCACCACUGUCCUGGGAUGGCAGAGCGACAGGGAGGAGGCAGAGGACAUAGGCCUCACACUGGCAGCGCUGGACGUGCACAUGGAUGUGGGCGUGGUGUAUCGGGGCCUGCGGGGGCCGCAGAGGGUGCGGGUGGUGUGUGUGGUGUGCUACUACGGGCGGCACUACCACUGCUUCUCGUUCCAUGCGGACCUGGGCAAGUGGGUCAUGUUCGACGAUACCACUGUCAAGGUGGUUGGGGGCUGGGCAGACGUGGUCAGCUCAUGCACCAGAGGCCGCCUGCAGCCGCAAGUGCUCUUCUAUGAGGCAUGCUAG